UCUCUUGUAGGUCAUUGAAAGGCAUUAUGGCCUCUCCCUGGGUGUGUGGUCGGAGAGGUCUGCUCCCCUGUCAGCCAACAGCACUGAAGAAGAAGAGUUCACGGACCCAGGACAACACCCUGCUGUGAUCAUGUACUGGUCGCUGUCAGUGGCAGUCUUCUCCAUUGGUGGCAUGCUGUCCUCCUUCCUGGUGGGAUUUGUGGGAGAUCUGAAAGGGAGGGUAAAGGGCAUGUUAAUGGUCAAUGUACUGGCUGUAGCUGCUGGACUACUGAUGGGUCUUUGCAGAAUGUGGAAACCUCACAUCAUGGUCAUCGCUGGCCGUGCUGUCAUGGGUUUUUACUGUGGGUUGACAUCCGGGCUUGUGCCUAUGUACAUAGGGGAGAUUGCACCCAAAGCUUACAGGGGAGCUCUGGGAGCAUUACACCAGCUCGCUGUUGUUGUUGGCAUCCUUAUCAGUCAGGUAAUAGGCUUGGACUUUGUUCUGGGCAAUGAUACAAUGUGGCCCUUGUUGCUCGGCCUGUCUGGAUCUCCAGCAGUUUUACAGAGUUUUCUGCUACCUCUGUGCCCUGAGAGCCCUCGGUACCUUUAUAUUCUACGGGGCCAAGAGCAAGAGGCUCGAAAAAGUCUGCUUCGUUUCAAGGGGGCGUAUGAUCCUUCUGCUGAUCUGGAGGAGAUGAAGAGAGAGAAAGAUGAGGCAGACAAGGAGGCUAGAGUCUCGAUCCUUUCUUUGAUCCGCUCCUCUGUGUACAGACAGCAGCUGCUUGUUGCUCUCAUGAUGCAUCUCUCCCAACAGUUGUCUGGCAUCAACGCUAUUUUUUAUUAUUCUACGAGUAUCUUCGAAGGGGCUGGCGUGGAAAAUCCAGUCUAUGCCACUAUAGGAGUCGGAGUCAUAAACACAGUCUUCACACUGGUGUCUGUUGCACUGGUGGACAGAGUAGGCAGACGCACGCUGACUCUGGUUGGUCUGGGAGGGAUGUGCUGCUGUGCUGUUGCUAUGACUGUGGGCCUUAAAUUCCAGAGUGAUUAUUCCUGGAUGAGCUAUGUCAGCAUGGCAUCUAUCUUUCUCUUCGUGAGCUUCUUCGAGGUUGGUCCUGGUCCCAUUCCAUGGUUCAUAGUUGCUGAGCUGUUCAGCCAGGGACCUCGACCAGCGGCCAUCGCUAUUGCAGGCUGCUGCAAUUGGACCAGCAACUUCAUCAUAGGCAUGACCUUUCCCUAUAUACAGGCUUUGUUGGGUGUUUAUGUGUUCGCGCUGUUUGCCGUUCUGCUUUUCUGCUUCACCUUGUUUAUUUAUUUUCGGGUCCCUGAGACCAAAGGCAAGAGUUUUGAGGAGAUUGCUGCUGUCUUCCAAAAGGGACGGAAAAAGAGCCUCAAAGAUGCUGCUGAACUGCAGCAGCUCAAAACGUCGUCAGAUGCUUGAAAUGACAGCUAUGUGCAGCUUUGUAAAAUCUAUCAGUAUGCAUGGGAUUAGAAAUCUGGCAGUAUUUUAAUGUGAUGUGUUUGUGCACAUUUAUGCUCAUAGUAUUAUAAUUUUUGAUAAUUGAGGUUGAAAUAUUUACACAGGUUAACAUUGUUUCAUAUUGCACAUAAUGACAGCUGCACAAAAAGACCACAUUUCCGUUAUACUGUAUGGAGUUUUGUUUACAUUAAAUCGCAAUAGAGACCUUAAAUGCAGUAUUCCUAUGGCUUAAAUAGGCUACUAUCAAUAUAAGAUGACUUUUUUUGGAAAUGUUCAGCUUGUUUAACUGAAGCUUCAGUAAGUUUGUAUCUGACUUUGCAUUUACCUUCAACUCUGCUGAACUCAAGUGUUUUUGUUAUGUUGCUUUCAGGCUUUAGAGUGUUUUUUUACAGCCUGCUCUCGACAACUGUCAGCACUGUGGGCAGCAACUAAUCUCCAGAAACAGACAUUAAACUUCCUCCAGAGCAGCAAAUGGCAAGCAAACAUGGGUUUAAAAGGCAGGUGAAUAUAGUGGAACAUUUAGGAUCUGAAGAGGGAGAUUUUUCUUUAACUGAGGAGAUAAAAGGAGAAAAUUAGUGAAUAGAAUAAACAACUAUAAAAGUGGAGUGAAUGUUGCUGACAGUGGUGGCCAAAACCACUAUUAUAGUCUGUCGUAACAUCAGAGGAGUUUGUAAUCUGUAGGGUGUGAAGUUUCCCAUGUCACUGCUUCUUUCACAGCUUGUUUCUGCUGCCCCUCAGUGGUUUUUAAGCACACAUACUGUAUCAUACCAAAACUGUCAGUUGUACUAUACUGAUAUUUGCACAUAUGGAUAACUCUCUGUACAUUUGGAAUAUAACUGCAUUUUCUGUCCUGAAUUAAAAUCAUGAACCUCCCUCCA
Notolabrus celidotus (New Zealand spotty) is the source of this 2334-nucleotide messenger RNA. RefSeq names its product solute carrier family 2 member 2 (gene slc2a2). The record is from RefSeq and is a predicted model, not a curated record. Gene Ontology annotation, molecular function: hexose transmembrane transporter activity. Bases 131 to 1417 code for a protein of 428 amino acids. NCBI's taxonomy places the organism in Eukaryota, Metazoa, Chordata, Actinopteri, Labriformes, Labridae. The transcript is spliced from 10 exons. Gene Ontology annotation, cellular component: membrane; brush border. Gene Ontology annotation, biological process: monosaccharide transmembrane transport.